Messenger RNA from Kickxella alabastrina, 342 nucleotides. RefSeq names its product COX5A-domain-containing protein. The record is from RefSeq and is a predicted model, not a curated record. Gene Ontology annotation, cellular component: mitochondrial inner membrane. Gene Ontology annotation, biological process: mitochondrial electron transport, cytochrome c to oxygen. NCBI's taxonomy places the organism in Eukaryota, Fungi, Kickxellomycota, Kickxellomycetes, Kickxellales, Kickxellaceae. The annotation marks the transcript as partial. The transcript has a single exon.
UCUUUAGUUGUCGGUCGUCGGUUCUUCUCGGAUCAGCCGGAGGAGACUUAUGAGCAGUUCACCAACCGCUAUGUCAAGUUCUUCGAGAACAUUGAUGAUCAGUUUGAGCUCCAGCGUGGCCUGAACAACUGCUUCGCUUAUGAUUUGGUUCCCGAUGUGGCUGUCUGCGAGGCAGCUCUGCGUGCCGCCCGUCGUAUUGAUGAUUACGCCACGGGUGCCCGCGUGUUCGAGGCUCUGAAGACUAAGGUUGAUAAGCCUUCCCAAUACCAGGACUACCUCAAGGCUCUUAAGCCCGUCAAGGACGAGCUGGGCAUUCAGACCAAGGAGGAGCUCGGCCUUUAA